Fusarium sp. VM40 is the source of this 660-nucleotide messenger RNA. Lineage: Eukaryota; Fungi; Ascomycota; Sordariomycetes; Hypocreales; Nectriaceae. The record is from the annotation of a GenBank genome assembly.
AUGGCUCACGCCAUGAUUGCGCGACGCCAGCUCGCCUCGAGCUCUCUGGUCGGCAGCAGAGCCAGCAUCAUCGGUCUCGUCCAGCAGCAGUACCGUGGCUACGCGACGCCCCAUGGACCUCCUCCCGCCAACUUCCGACAGAGCAAGCGUGUGCAGUGGACGUGGGAUAAGGAGAGCACGCUGGACCGCAUGGGGAAAUACUUCCUCAUGACGGAGAUGGCGAGGGGCAUGUAUGUCCUGCUCGAGCAGUUCUUCCGACCACCUUACACUAUUUACUACCCUUUCGAGAAGGGCCCUAUCUCUCCUCGAUUCCGUGGCGAGCAUGCCCUUCGACGAUACCCCUCUGGCGAAGAGCGAUGUAUUGCCUGCAAGCUCUGCGAAGCUAUCUGCCCCGCCCAGGCCAUCACCAUCGAGGCCGAGGAGCGAGCUGACGGUUCCCGCCGAACAACCAAGUACGAUAUCGACAUGACCAAGUGCAUUUACUGCGGCUUCUGCCAGGAGUCAUGCCCUGUCGACGCUAUCGUUGAGUCGCCCAACGCCGAGUACGCCACCGAGACCCGAGAGGAGCUUCUAUACAACAAGGAGAAACUCCUUUCCAACGGAGACAAGUGGGAGCCCGAGCUCGCAGCCAGCAUCCGCGCCGACUCGCCAUACCGAUAA